AAGACCGCAUGCUAUGGUUGUUCGGAGAUUCUUCGAAAUCACGAUCUUAAAGUCAUAUGAUUCACAGCAAAUAUAGCAACAAAUAUCUCAAUUCGCAUUUUCCAAAGCCACGAAACGUGCAUUGAGUUUGGAGCGAUAUCUGAAGUGAAGAUUGAAGACGUGAUAGAAGAUGGACGACUACUGCUAUGCUAAGAUGGCGACGUCCGCUAAAAGAGAACAUGAAAGAGAAUCAGCGCCACCAACUUCCAGCAAAUCACCAACGGAGAUAAAGACGAAAGAUGAAGACGUCCAGCAGCUGAUCGGUAAUCCAGAAGAAGUUUCCCCUCAGUUAGGGGGGAGCUCCACGUUGAAGCAGGAGACUCCACAACCACCCUGCAUUAAAAAGGAAGAGGAGGAACUCUGCAUCACUCAGGAGGGAGAGUGUCUUCUAGGACGAGAGGAAGCUGAUUACACCAAGUUUCCACUGAGUAUUCUCUCUGUGAAGACUGAAGAUGAUGAAGAGAAACCACAAGUAGACAACCUCUUAGCUCCACUAUCAGAUAGUGAGGCUGAAGACGAGGUUGAAGAACCUUUGAGCAGCGAUACAGACUGUGAAGGUGAUAUGAGGACUCACACUGACAACAAACACUCUGAAUGCUCUACAAAGAAGAGAGGUAAAACAUGUUUGAGCUGCUCAGUUUGUGGUCAAAGUUUUACUACAAAGACCAAUUUGACUCGACACAUGAGAACACACACCGGUGAAAAACCUUUUAAUUGUUCAGUGUGUGGCAAAAGCUUUUCUCAAAAUAGCAUUUUGACUCGACACACGAGAACACACACAGGUGAAAAACCCUUUAAUUGUUCAGUUUGUGGCAAAAGCUUUUCUCAAAAUGGCUCUUUGACUCAACACAUGAGAACACACACAGGUGAAAAAACCUUUAAUUGUUCAGUUUGUGGCAAAAGCUUUUCUCGAAGUGGCUCUUUGACUCGACACAUGACAACACACACAGGUGAAAAACCAUUUAAUUGUUCAGUUUGUGGCAAAAGCGUUUCUUCCAAGAGCAGGUUGACUAAACACAUGACAACACACACUGGUGAAAAACCCUUUAAGUGUUCAGUUUGUGGCAAAAGCUUUUCUAUUAAGAGCAUUUUGACUCAACACAUGAGAACACACACAGGUGAAAAACCCUUUAAGUGUUCAGUUUGUGGCAAAAGCGUUUCUUUUAAGAGCAGUUUGACUAAACACAUGAGAACACACACUUGUGAAAAACCCUUUAAUUGUUCAGUUUGUGGCAACAGCUUUUGUCAUAACAGCUCUUUGUGGCGACACAUGAGAACACACGCUGGAGGAAAACCAUUUAGUUGUUCUGUGUGCUGUAAAAGGUUCCCACAUAAAGCAGAUGCAGUAAAACACAUAAGAACACACAAGGGAAAAUAACCUAUUAGCUGUUUAGUUUGUGGUAUGUUGCUCAUAUGUGGUGACAUCCACCCUACCCAGGACCUCCUCACUGCUUCUUUCACAAAUAUCUGAGGUAUUCAUACAAACUUGGAUUAUUUGGAGCAUAAUCUUAUCCACUCAUGACCCCAUGUCUUCUCUGUAUCUGAAACAUUGCUGAACAGUAAGAUAGAUGAUGCUUCAAGUGCUUGGUUACUCCUUCUUCAGUCCUGGGGCCUCAUGUGUCAAGUUUGUGCACGCUCAAAAACCUGCACUACACCCUUUUUCACUGCAAAGUUGAGAUGUAU
Entelurus aequoreus (snake pipefish) is the source of this 1722-nucleotide messenger RNA. RefSeq names its product zinc finger protein OZF-like. The coding region runs from base 170 to 1417 and encodes 415 amino acids. The record is from RefSeq and is a predicted model, not a curated record. Gene Ontology annotation, cellular component: transcription regulator complex; PcG protein complex. NCBI's taxonomy places the organism in Eukaryota, Metazoa, Chordata, Actinopteri, Syngnathiformes, Syngnathidae. The transcript has 2 exons. Gene Ontology annotation, molecular function: DNA-binding transcription factor activity, RNA polymerase II-specific; RNA polymerase II cis-regulatory region sequence-specific DNA binding. Gene Ontology annotation, biological process: regulation of transcription by RNA polymerase II.